Messenger RNA from Indicator indicator, 1356 nucleotides. It is a transcript of the gene SCRN2, whose product is annotated as secernin 2. Gene Ontology annotation, biological process: proteolysis. The transcript has 7 exons. Lineage: Eukaryota; Metazoa; Chordata; Aves; Piciformes; Indicatoridae. Gene Ontology annotation, molecular function: cysteine-type exopeptidase activity; dipeptidase activity. Bases 64 to 1356 code for a protein of 430 amino acids. The record is from RefSeq and is a predicted model, not a curated record.
UCCCCACGUCUGCCAACCCCAAAGGGAACCUGGGAACACAUCCAGGACCGGGCCCAGGGGGUGAUGAGCCCUGCCUGGUUUAGGAUGGCAGAGCAGGAUCCUGUGCCCUCAUCCUGCGACUGCUUCGUGGCGUUGCCACCGCACACGGCCGCUCCUGCUGUCAUCUUCGGCAAGAACUCCGACCGCCCACGCCAGGAGGUGCAGGAGGUCGUCUACGUCCCUGCUGCCAUCCACCCUCCCGGGGCCAAAGUCCAGUGCACCUACCUGGAGAUCGAGCAGGUGGAGAGGACCCACGCGGUGGUGCUGAGCCGUCCCGCCUGGCUGUGGGGUGCUGAGAUGGGUGCCAACGAGCACGGCCUCUGCGUGGGCAACGAGGGCGUCUGGACCCGCGAGCCGGUGGGGGAGGAGGAGGCACUGCUGGGGAUGGACCUGGUGAGGCUGGGUUUGGAGCGGGGCAGCUCUGCCCGGGAGGCGCUGGAGGUGAUGGCAGCGCUGCUGGAGCGCUACGGCCAGGGAGGGAGCUGCAAGGAGGAGCCGGAGCCCUUCAGCUACCACAACACCUUCCUGCUGGCCGACCGCUCCGAGGCAUGGCUGCUGGAGACGGCUGGGCGCUACUGGGCUGCCCGGCGGGUGCCGGAGGGCAGCUGCAACAUCUCCAACCAGCUCAGCAUCGGCAGGGAGAUCACAGCUGAGCACGCAGGGCUGCGGCAGCGAGCACACAGCCAGGGCUGGUGGAGUGGGGAGGGAGAAUUCAGCUUCGCAGAGGCCUUCUCCCUGCCCCAGCAGCCACCUCGCAUGGAGGCUGCCAAGGCUCGGUACCAGGCUGGCAAGGAGCUGCUGAGGCAGCAUGCAGGUCACAUCACGGCGGAGACCUUCAUGGCCAUCCUGCGGGACAAGGCCAGUGGCAUCUGCGUGGACUCGGAGGGGUUCCGCACGGCUGGCAGCAUGGUGUCAGUGCUGCCCCGGGACCCUGCCCUGCCCUGUGUCCACUUCUUCACGGCCACCCCUGACCCCUCCAGGUCAGUCUUCAAGCCUUUCAUCUUCGUGGCUGGCAUCAAGCCCGUGCCACAGGUGGCAUCUCCCACCUUCCCUGAUGACCCUGCCAGGCAGGUCCCUCGCUUCCAGCGCACCGUGGACCGGCGCCAUCAGCUCUACCGCCGGCAUCAGGCCGCCCUGGAGAUGAUGGAGGAGGACCAGGAGAAGGGGCAGAAGCUGCUGGAAACACUGCGGGAGCUGGAGCAGCAGGGCCUGGAGGGGGUGAAGGAGCUGCUGGGGGGCAGGGUGACCCCCAGCCCCGAGGAGCUGGCUGACCUCUUCUUUGACUGUGUGGAGGCAGAGAUGAAGUUCUACACCUAA